Cuscuta epithymum is the source of this 1612-nucleotide messenger RNA. The record is from the annotation of a GenBank genome assembly. Lineage: Eukaryota; Viridiplantae; Streptophyta; Magnoliopsida; Solanales; Convolvulaceae.
ACGCUAGCUAAGGUAGCCUAGAAUAAGAAAGAACUUUUCAUUUUUCGGCCUUUCCACAAUAACCCUGCUCUCAAGCCCUUCUUUCUUCUCCAACUUCAUUCAUUAGUGCGCCUCAAGUCUGCAAGCUUCUGUUUCAGUCAACGGUACUUACAACAGCAAGUUCUGCCAAACAUGGCUAUUUAAAACAGACAGCUUUCAUGAAACAGUUACGAUCUUUUCCAUCUGCAAGCUUUUUAGCUCUAAAAAGCUAACAGUUAGUAAAAAGUCUAAGAAAGAUCUUUUCAGCUUCUCAAACCAAACAUAGCCUAGGUUUACUUGCUCGGAACAUGUCCAGCGUUUGUGCCUCGAGAGUAUUUGGUCACCAUUUCAGAGCGGCUGCUGCAGCUGCAAUUCCAGCUUUCUUGAAGGAUUUUGCCAACGUGAGGGAUAAUCUCAAGAGAGGGCCUGUUCAUCAUGCAGCUGCAGAUGGGUUUACCGAUGCAUGCAAGUACUUUCUGAAGGAUCUGAAGCUCGAUGUCAACGAGAAAGAUGACUUAAACAAGACCCCUCUAAUUUAUGCUGCUGAGCAUGGACAUACAGCUACAGCCAAAUUCCUUGUGGAUUAUGGUGCUGCCUUAGAAUUUGAGAGGGGAAGAUAUCCUCUUCUUUAUGCUGCAAAGAAGGGUGAUAUUGAGUUAAUGAAAUCCUUACUUUCUAAGGGUGCAAAAGCUGAUUUUGUUAACCGUGAUUUCUCUACUUCACUUAGUCAAGCUGCAUUAAGUGGCCAACCUGAUGCUUGCAGACUUCUGCUUGAAAAUGGUGCUAAUCCAAAUGGGCAUCCUGAUUACCCGUCUUUCUCUCCUAUCGGGUUGGCUAUCCGUUCAUGUUCUCUCCCUUGUGUGCAGGUGUUGGUGGAGGCAAAUGCAACCUUGAAUAGUCCAGCCACAAGCUGGGAAGGAAACCCUUUGCACCAAGCUGCAUAUUUUGGCCACCAAGAAAUUGUGAAAUACUUAUUGGAAAAUGGAGCAGAUCCAAACAUUAAAUGUGUUACAAGGUUUUCGGAUGAUGAUGUUUGGAAACCAAGGAAACCAAUACAGGUGGCAGCUCAAUAUGGUAAAGUAGGUGUGGUCAAAGUUCUUUUCCCCCAUACUACACCGAUUAAGGGAUAUACGGAGUGGAGCAUUGAUCGCAUUCUUGGUGACAUGCAACCUGGAAGUUUGAGGAGAGGAGGGGGCACAUGGAAAAGGAAAGAGAAAGGACAAAGCAGAGAGGAUGCAUUACGGAAAGGGAAAAAAUCUUUAGAUCAAAGAAAGGGAGCGUAUUGAAGAGCCUUGCAGGUCGUGGUUGUGUACCGUGUAAGAGUAGUUUGAAAUAUGAAAAGUGGCACCAUAUCUCGUUUCGAUACUAAAGAGGAUUUUUAUAUCAGUAAGUUAUUUUUAUGUUCUCCGCGAGAGAAGUGUGGAUGAAAAAAAUGUGGACCAUUGAUCUCCUUGUAUCCCUUUUAGUUUCGCUCUUAAAUUAUUUUAUGAUCAAAGGUUGGAUGUUGUUUUUAUGAUAAAUUAAUAAUAAAAUAUUUAUGUUUCUCAAAAGAUGUUUUCCUAUAGGAUUAUUACAAAUGCUCAUCAAUUUUUUU